This is a messenger RNA of Branchiostoma belcheri (Belcher's lancelet), 802 nucleotides long. RefSeq lists its product as uncharacterized. Lineage: Eukaryota; Metazoa; Chordata; Leptocardii; Amphioxiformes; Branchiostomatidae. The record is from RefSeq and is a predicted model, not a curated record. The transcript is spliced from 8 exons. The coding region runs from base 218 to 703 and encodes 161 amino acids.
CUCUCUCGUGCAGGAGUGGUUCCUCCCUGAUAAGGUCACGUAACUGAACCUGCGGUACGUGUGGAUACACCCAGAGCUAACGAGCAACAGGCCUUGGUUUUGUCCCCUUUUCUUGUCCGACAUUUUGGUUUACAAGAAAACGCCAGUCUGUUUUAAGACGUCUUCAAAGGAGACAGUCUCUGAGUGGUGAGUGACAAGACAAGCAUCAGAAUCCAAGAUGACGCUCUUAAAGUCCUGUUGCUGCAUCUUCACUGUGAAGCUGGGUUCUAUUAUCACUGGUCUUGUCUUCCUGAUUCUGUGUAUUGUGGACAUCGGUGUGAAGGUUGGGUACCGAGAUGCGUACGGAGGAGUUGCCUGGUCCAGUCUGGUGUUUGAUUUGAUCUUCAUUAUCUUCAACGUGUUUCUCAUCAUAGGGGCGUACAAUGACGUACUGUGGAUGUGUGCUGUGUGGGUAGUGGUGGCGCUUGUCUACCUGCUAAUUCUUCUCAUACAGAACAUCGUGGCGACUGUCACAGGGAACAACAGCAAGUGGCUUGGCGCAGGGAUCGUCCAAGGGGCCAAUGCGGGGACUUGGAUCGUCUUCGUUUUUGUACUGUUUAUCAUGGUGUAUGGCCUGCUGGUGGUCGUCUCGCACUGCCAGAACCUGCGGGAUGAGGAGAACAGGGUGCCGAGAGGAGAGCCACCGGCUGAGACCCAAGCGUAGCGAGGGAAGACGGCAACCUGGGCACUUGGUCAAUGUGGCAUACAUAGUCUUCGUACAUUCAAAAAAGUUCACUGUAUAUCGCAGAUUUAUUAUUCUGUU